UCCAACAGACGGACAAAUUAGUCAGUUUGAAUAUACCUUCUUCCCCAUGGCUUCUUCUUCGAUCUUUAUAUUAUCUCUAUUUAUUCUAUUAUUUUCUACUCAAUCAUCAUCUGGUCUUGAUGAAAUUACUUACUCUGCAGAUGCUAGUAAAGUUAGUUUAGCUCUUUAUUAUGAAUCACUGUGUCCAUACUGUUCAAAUUUCAUGGUCAACUACUUACCAAAGAUCUUCACAAAUGGACUCAUUGAUAUCAUUGAUCUCAAACUCAUUCCUUAUGGUAACGCCAGAAUUACUGCUGACAACGUUAUCACCUGCCAGCAUGGACCGAAUGAGUGUGUAUUGAAUACAGUGGAAGCUUGUGCAAUAUAUGUCUGGCCUAAUUUGGAUAAGCAUUUCAAGUUCAUUAAUUGCGUGGAGACCUUUGUUUAUAAAGGCCAACAAUCUGAAUGGAGAUCUUGUUUUUCAAAAUUGGGGUACGAGGAGAAGGCUGUCAAAGAUUGCUAUAAUAGUGGUUUGGGAAAAACGCUUGACUUAAAAUAUGCAAAGGAAACAAAUGAUCUUAUCCCCCCUCAUAAAUACGUACCAUGGGUGACUGUCAAUGAAGUGCCACUUUAUGAUGAGUAUGAGGACUUCCAAACUUAUGUCUGCAACGCCUACAAAGGUACUCCACCAACAGCUUGUCAAGGAAAACAGUUGGAGAUCAGCACUAAAGCAAAAUCAAACCAAUUGGUUGCAGUUACCUACAUGGACGAAACAUCUCCAGCCACUAAAAUCAUGUCUAGAGUAACUAAAGGAAGGCGCCAAAUGAAGUUCUGAAUUUCUAAUUGGUCCCAACAUUACCCAGAGGAAUUGGUAACUUCAAGGUAGUUAUAUUGCUGGUGGGACUGCUGGCUGUAGCCUUGUGCAACUCGUGUAUCCGUUGGAAAAAGCUGCAUAAGCUCCUCUUAUGCUAGAUUUGCACUCUCAUUCGGUUUGUAAUGUUUUCGUGGUACUUUAGGUUCGACAUAUAUGUUCUUUUAUUUAUUUUUCUUUAAAAGUUUGCCAUCAAUUCUGUAUGAUCAUGGUAUCUAGUUAGCCAUCAAUUCUAUAUGAUCAUCUUAUCUGCUGGAAAAACUAAGUAGAAAAAAAAUUCUUGCAUGUGCGAAUCUAAGCUAAACACACCAUAUUUCCCCA
Molecule: messenger RNA, 1171 nt
Organism: Papaver somniferum (opium poppy)
Lineage: Eukaryota; Viridiplantae; Streptophyta; Magnoliopsida; Ranunculales; Papaveraceae
Product: gamma-interferon-responsive lysosomal thiol protein-like
Exons: 6
Coding region: 47-814 (255 amino acids)
Molecular function (GO): oxidoreductase activity, acting on a sulfur group of donors, disulfide as acceptor
Source: RefSeq, a predicted model, not a curated record